UAAUAAUGGUCUUACUUUUAGAUUUUACACAUUCAUUUAUUAUGGCAGUUGGUUGGUUCAAACUGUGAAUUCUGGCUGAUAGCCAGGUCAAUAUUUUUGCGGGACACUUGAUAAAUCCCCCUUUAUAACUUUAAAGUCUGGGCUGAUUAGAUAGUGGUUUAAACCACAGUCUAUGGUUUAAACGGAUUCUGAAGAUAGAGAUUUCGUUAACGAUGACAGGCGUGUGACAAAAUUUAGGUAGCAAAUAACAAUGCUGAAUAGCCUACUUCUGACGUAGUUUACACAGUACCUGUACGCUCAGAUGGCUUCGGCAUCAUCAACAGCGGCCAAGAAACAUUGAUUACUGUUCCCUUAGCCAAGAAGCUUAAACCUGGUCACAAACAACAAAUGGGUGAUUCUUCAAUUCGGGGCACUUUUGACUUUUGAAAUUUUGAAAAAAUACAUUUCUUUAAACUCUGUUUUUUCUAUUUCAAACGCUUUAUUAAGUGGUCUGGAACAAAGAUCUUAGCAUAGCAUUGAUCGUCCUUCAAGAUAAUUUUGAUAUUACGAUGCUUUUUUCAAAACUGUCACAGCAAAAUGUCAUUACCAUCACAAAAUCAAAAAACUGAAGUUUUCACAAUCAUUCCAGUAUAUAGGCCUACAACAAAUGCUCUUUGAGAAGCAUGUUCUAAAUAUUUGUAAGUACAUUUAAAAUAUAUUUUAACGUCAUGUUCUCUCUAACUUAAUAUAUAUUGCCUUGGCUCAACAAUGAAAUAUUGUUUACUAAUCAAAAUAUUUUAAUUGCAAUGUUUUUUUUUGAGAAAAUGCAAAUUUAGAUUUAAACACUUUACCACAAUGAUUGAGGCAAGACCCAAGAUAACAAAAAACAUUUUCUAUCAAGAUUUUCUGUCUAUUAGGUUAGCUAGCAUACAAUGUACAUUGAAUAAAUGUAAAUAAAGUGAAAUUACUUAUUUCUGAACUAAAAUACUCAAAUAGUAACUUGUUUGGUAUUGAUGCCUACUAAACAUACACUCAGAUCAGGACUUAUAAAUCUUUUGUGGACAUCAAAAAGUCAUGUUUCUGCCAUGUCUGGCCAUGUGCCCCUGUCACUUCUCAUUUCUAUGGCAACUACAUAAAAAAAAUUUGAAAACUUUAUUGCUGUCUAAAAUGUUUGGUGUGAUGGUAAUGACAGAUGUAUCAGGGACAGAGAUAUUUAACUAUAAAAUUGCACAUACAUAUACCAUAUGAAUUUGAAAUAUGUCUUUUUAUGUUAUUAUGAGAAAAUGCAAAGUAAAGUUUUAAUGAAUUUAACCAUUUUUAUUACUUUAUUAUAGAGGUGACGUUAAAAAGUGUGGGUUGGGGACAAGCCCAAAACAGUGCAAUUCUGGCACAUUUGAAUUUUCAACAUAGCCGACUGAAAAAGUAUUAAAAUGUCAUCAUUGAGAAACAAUUCCCUUUUCAUAGGUACUACAACCUAACCCUAACCAAUACAAUAAUCUUUUUUUUUCUCUUGAAAAUCUACCCUGGGGAUAGACCUUAAUUGAAGAAUCACCCAACUACAAACAUCUUUCAGGAAGACAACGAUCCCAAGCAUAUCUCACAUCAACCAAGAAAUUGUGACUGAAUGAAGAGGGCAGUCGACAAACACAGAUCAAACGAUGUUGAACGAUUAUGGAAGAACAACCGAUCUCAAAAAUUACGAACUAUAUAUGUCUGUGCUAUCUGGGUAUAAAGGAGCUCCAUAGUAUGGAAAACACAUAGCCUAAUGCAAACUACCCAGAUAUAGAAGCCAUCCAUAAAUAUGAAGAUAGCAAGCUGGCUAGCUACACAUUGAUAAACGUAGCCUAUCUAGCGGCAAAAUAGCUAUGAACCAUUUGGUGAGCUAAGUUGUAAGGUUAGCCUAAUUUAACAUGUCUGUAUUAUACUUAGGCGGACAGUUUCGUUUAAGGUUAUGCGGCUAGCCUACGUCUUACGUUCUGAAACGUCUGUUCCAGAUGUUCUCAAAGCCUGCUACCCGAAAUCGCAGUAGCCUACAUCUUGUCACUGUAUGCUGUAUGCAGCGUGCAAAACAGUUCAGUGGUGCAGUCGAACCUUUCGUCGAGUAUGAUCUUGAGACACACUUUAUCGAUAAUUGUUUUGUAUUACUGAACAAAAAACCGUACAAUUGGGUAAUGAAUAUGGCAUAUUUUAGCAGCAGUGGUGGUUACUUGAACUCCAGGCACAUUUUUUAGCAGGAAUGGUGAUUGAAGUGAACUUCAGCUGAUUUAGUUAAAUUCAGAUGAGUCAAUUCAGAUUAAUUAAAAUCACCCUGUUUUCAUUUAUUUUCUGUAUCUGGGAUUAUCCAGGAGACCAUUUUUUAAAUAUCGGAAGUAAAUUUUUGCUUGACGUUUCCUGAACGGUGACACUAUAUUGUAUGUAUAUUGUACCUGUCCAUUCACUGAAUGCAGUUUUUAGUUUUACUUUACUAUCAGCAUGUGACGCAACAGAAGUCUAUGUGGAAAAUGUACGGACUAUUGUUACGUCAUCAAUGCGUUCGAAAUUUCAUAUAAAUUUCACACAAAAACAGGUAAAGUCACUUGUACCUUGUACGAAGUAACGUUCUUUUCGGCAGGACAACGCUUUCAAGAUGUUAUCCUCAGAGACCGAAAAGUACGAUUUUAUAGAGGGCUUAGGCCGUGGUAUGUUCGCGGAGGUCGCCAGAUUCCAGCGUCAAAGCGACCGGAAAAUGGUGGCCGUGAAAAGAAUGCCCCGUGUUCACACGAGGCUUUGCCUUCACGAAGCACGAGUUCUCGCUGCUCUCACGGACGAGAAUGCUUACGAUCACCACAUCGUUCGUUUUUAUGAAGCUUUCGGGGACGAGUUUCAUGUUUACUUGGUGGAAGAAGUAAUGGGCCAGAACCUGCAUGACUUCCAAAUGGCAAAUUCGUUGAUAAAGUUUAAAAUACGGGACAUCCGGACGGUUGUUCUCCAGGUGGCCACAGCCCUGGCCAAACUGAAAGACAUGGGCGUCGUUCACGCUGACAUCAAACAGGAAAACAUCGUGCUCGUGAACCAGCGCCGCGAGCCCUUCCGAGUAAAGCUGAUCGACUUUGGCUCCGCCAUUACUACCCAUGACCUGGCUUCAAUGUGGACGCCCUACAUUCAGCCCAGAUUCGUCAGAGCUCCAGAGGUCCUACUGGGCUAUCGUUGCACGGAAAAGAUCGACGUGUGGUCUUUGGCCUGUGUGAUGGGGGAAAUGGCCCUUGGUCGGACCCUCUUCCCCUCGCGCUGCGAGCUGGAACUGGCCCACAGCAUCUUUGGGAGCCGGGGGUUUCCCUCUGCUACGAUGCUGGAAGCAAGCAUCAAGACUAAAUUGUUUUUCGACCUUGUAGACAAUGGUAGGGGAGCACAUGAAUUGCGGGUGAAGCCCUACCAGGGAAGAGAACUGUUUACGGGGACACAGAGCUUGCGGAGGCAUGUGCCAGCCAACCUGGAGCUUCUUCAAGCCCUGGAGGAUCUUGCGAAAGGCUAUGAAGAACAAGAGCUCGCUGAGUCUGCUGACCGUAGGUGCCUGGUUGACCUGCUCAAUCGAAUGCUGGUUCUUGAACCAGAACAGCGGAUCAGCCCCAACCAGGCCCUACGCCACCCUUUCCUCACCCUGCAGCACCUCCAAAAGCGCGGAAACUACCGCUCAUAUUACAACUUUGCGCUGCAGGGGUACAGUGAGGCAGGUGUGACCCUGCCCCAGGACCGCUCUGACAUGUAUGCGGAUUCCUCUGAGGAGAUCGUCCUCGAGGUCCCGAAGAGGAAGAAGCGUUCCCUGAGACAGUCGCUACGCUCGCUUUUCACGCGCCUUUUCACACGCCGGCGCAAGAAGCAGCCUGCGGCCGCUCAGGGAAACGAGGACGGCCUGGAGGGUUCCGCAAGCUGUGCCGUCCCUGGAGACCAGCCGGCCCAGAACACCGGGAGCGAAGAGCAGGCAUGUGAGGACCAGUGCCAAUCCCCGACUGCAGGCAGCAGUGUCCGGGCCGAGGAGUCGACCGCCCACGAGGAGCCCCCAAAGAAGAAAGGCUUCAUGAGGUGGAUGCGGACAGUUGCCUCCUGCUUUUCUGGAUGCCGGGGCAAGAAGGCUGUCGCCACAGAGGACAGCAACAGCAGCCUGUAGAGUUCUGGGUGGUGGAAAGCAUGACGAGGACGAAUGCUGGAGCUGAAUCAACUUAUUGGUCAACUUACCACAUAGGCAAGAAAAUUUAAUCUCAUACCAGGCCUUGGGCAGGAUGCUAGGAGUAUGCCCCAGGCAGAAAUAUGGUAAGAAAGAUUGGUGAGUAAAAAGUUUACCAUUUGCCUCAUCCAAGCAUCUACAUGUGAGUAUUAUCGGUGUGAUUGGAACAAGGGGUGGGGGUGGGGGGGCAUUCUAGUUGAGAUAAAAAACGAAUAAUUCAGAAUGGAACACUUACUUCCAUGAGCAGAACAAUAUUGAUUUUUUUUCACUUCAUCGAGUCGAGACCAGUUGUUCCUUAGGUUUCUUUCAGCAUCCUUUCACAGGGAUGGACACCAGAUUCAUGAAAUCCACUAGGAGUGGUGAUCUGGGAUCGGUUUUCCCUGGCCCAUAGCCUGGCCUUAUCUGUUGAUUACAUUACAUUACAUUACAUUACAGGCAUUUGGCAGACGCUCUUAUCCAGAGCGACGUACAACAAAGUGUAUAACCAUAACCAGGAACAAGUAUGACGAAACCCCUAGAGAGAAGUACCGGUCCAAGUGCAGGGAACAACGCAUAGUUCAACUUGGACCCUGAAGGUUACGAAACCUACGAAACAGGGCUACGGAUUAGGGCUAAAAGGUAAAUGGGUUAUAACUGAUCCCAGAUCACCACUUGCCUACUGUUCUGAAUUUGGGCCCGGGAGAUCCAGCAGCGCUACCAGGACACUGGGAUCCAUCAGCAGCUCAAGAGGGGUCGAGGAGGUGUGCUAAAAUAGGCAAAGAGAGGGCAGCCCUGAACUCAUUGAGGAGCAAUAACAAGUCGGUUGCCACAAAACAGCACAAGAAGCAUUACAAAAUGGAGAAAUUGGAAUUGUGCUCCCAGGUGAUUCUUACUGUUUGGUCUCAUUCAAGACUCGUGAAGAUGUUCCAGCAAGGCGAACAGGAGUUUGGGAUCCACCAGCAGCCCACUCAAAGGGGUAGAUGAGACAGCAGCUGUUCUCGGUUAUCUAUCAGCCAGUCUUUACUAAUGACACCGGGCCAGCCAGCAGAGGAUGGGCUCCCCCUCUACAACCGGGUUCCUCCUGAGAUUUCUUCCCAUUGGGGAGUUUUUUCUUGCCACCGUGUUUUUAAUCCCACUGGGGAUUUGUUUUAUCUUGCUUGCUCAUUUUGUUGGGGGUUCAGGCCUGGUUUUUGCCCAUUUUCUGUGUAAAAAUGGCUGUUUAUUUAUUUAAUUUAUUUUUUUAUUUUUAUCGUUGAAUGCUAUCGUAGGUAAAUAAAACAAUCAAAAGUAUUAAUGAAUAAAAAUCAGUCAAUCAUUUCAGCCUUUAAUUAAUUCUCGGUAGAAGCAUUGACGGGCCCUCAUUUACAAUGGUGCCGAGAUAAAAGAAUAGGGUAGGCCUACAUUAAAACAACAAUGUAAACAUGUGGUCUAUCAAUUAAAAAAAAAGCCUAAAAAAGCCUAAUUUAAGCCUAAUAACACAAAUAAUAAAUCAAAUACGUACACAAGGACAAUUCUAUUAAAAAUGAUUCAGAUCAGCUACUAAACAGCACUAGGAACGUUCCACAUCUAUGAUGUCGGGCCGACGCCACAACGAUGGUUAUAAUAGAAGUGAGUAAGCGGAAGGAGAACUAAUGAGUUACGACUCUGGGCCUAUUCCCACCCGACCUUUGGUGGG
This is a messenger RNA of Anguilla anguilla (European eel), 5834 nucleotides long. Its product is annotated as homeodomain-interacting protein kinase 4-like. Gene Ontology annotation, molecular function: protein tyrosine kinase activity; ATP binding; protein serine/threonine kinase activity. Lineage: Eukaryota; Metazoa; Chordata; Actinopteri; Anguilliformes; Anguillidae. The record is from RefSeq and is a predicted model, not a curated record. The transcript is spliced from 7 exons. The coding region runs from base 2606 to 4123 and encodes 505 amino acids. Gene Ontology annotation, biological process: peptidyl-serine phosphorylation; peptidyl-threonine phosphorylation. Gene Ontology annotation, cellular component: nucleus; cytoplasm.